CGCGCCUAUUUUUCGUUCCAAACCCUAAAAAAAAAUCCCAAAUCCAUCGACGAUCCCGUUGCGGAGUUCGCCUCUGAGAUUUAUUGCCGUUGUUUGAUGGUUGUCGAGAUCGAUACUAGAGCGUCUCUAGGGUUUCUCAACGAGUCUACCGAUGCAUUGACAGAGGGUCUUAUACUGCGGGUCCUUUGAAUCCCUUCACUCCAGUCUUUACUCCAGCAAGCCCUCCUUAAGUCGCUAGCAGUUCUAAAGAUAUCUGGGCAAUCAUGAUGCCCUUACUCUGACUUUGUCUCUGGUUGGUGAUGAUGUCUCCACUCUGACUGUGUCUCUUGCCCCCAGCGUGUUUGUAGUGCUUCAAGCAUGAGUCUAGCAGCGGAAUCUCCUCCACACACACCAAGCAGCAGCGAUGAUUUUGCAGCAUUCCUUGAUGCCGAGUUGGAAUCGGGUUCCGAAACUUCUCCUGACGAGGAUCAUGAGAAUGUCAAAGAAGAGGAUGAAUUUCUAGAGCGAAAUGCCAAAAGGCGCAAAGUGGAGGACUUGGAAAGCACAAAAGAGCUUGAGGGAUCAGUAGCAGUUGAGAUGAAUCAAGAGAAUAUAGGCACUUCAUCAGAACCUCUAUGUCCUCCACAUCCUGGCUUUAUUAAAGGCAUGUGCAUAAGAUGCGGUCAGCUUGAGGAUGAUGACUCUGGGAUUGCAUUUAGUUACAUUCACAAAGAUUUGAGGCUAGCCAGUAAGGAAAUCAAUAGGCUUUGUGGAGCAGACCUACAGAAUUUGAAGCGUGCAGAAAAGUUAAUACUGAUAUUAGACUUGGAUCACACUUUACUCAAUACAACUCGGCUAGAAGAUAUCUCUCCGGGAGAGGAGUAUCUGAAACAUCAGGUAGAUUCAAUGCAAGGUAAUCCAAAUAGAGACUUAUUCAAAUUGGAUCAUAUUCGAUUGAUGACAAAGUUGAGACCAUUUGUCAGAAGUUUUUUGAAGGAAGCAAGUAGUAUGUUUGAAAUGUAUGUCUACACUAUGGGUGAGCGUCAUUAUGCACUUGAAAUGGCCAAGAUCCUUGAUCCUGAUAAAGUCUACUUCGAUACAAGAGUCAUUUCACAAGCUGAUUCAACUAAAAGACAUCAGAAAGGCCUCGAUGUAGUGUUGGGAGCUGAAAAUCUCGUAGUGAUUCUAGAUGACACAGAGUUUGUGUGGCAGAGGCAUAGAGAGAACCUCAUUCUGAUGGAAAGAUACCAUUUUUUUACAUCUAGCUGCCGUCAAUAUGGGUUUAAUGCAAGAUCGUUAUCGGAAUCGAAGCAAGACGAAAGAGAGGCGGAUGGUGCGUUGUCGAUCAUUCUUAAUGUUCUCAAGCGUGCCCAUCAAAUGUUUUUUAACCUCAAAGCAGAUUUUGAAUCGAGAGACAUAAGGCAAGUGCUAAAAACCAUUCGACAUGAGAUACUGCAAGGAUGUAGGAUUGUUUUCAGUCGGGUGUUUCCAUCAGAGGCAGAUGCUGCAGAUCAACCAAUUUGGAAGUUGGCUCAACAAAUGGGGGCCGUUUGCUGUACAGAAGUUGAUUCAUCUGUGACUCAUGUUGUCUCCACCGAUAAGGGCACGAAAAAGGCUCGCUGGGCUUUGCAGAAUGAGAAGUUCUUAGUUAACCCUCACUGGAUAGAAGCAGCUAACUACUUGUGGAGUCGACAGCGAGAGGAAGAUUUUCAAGUCAACAGCUGUUUAAAGGACCCGCUAUCAGUAGCUAUUUGAUGUUUUCGUCUGUGAUGUUUUCUUCCUCCAAACUUGUGAGACGUUGAGGAACUGUACACUAUCUUGGGAGACCAAAACUCUCAAAAACGUUUUAAUUUUCAUGAUGAAGGAAUUAGUUAGAACUUUGAAAGUU
Molecule: messenger RNA, 1867 nt
Organism: Asparagus officinalis (garden asparagus)
Lineage: Eukaryota; Viridiplantae; Streptophyta; Magnoliopsida; Asparagales; Asparagaceae
Product: RNA polymerase II C-terminal domain phosphatase-like 4
Exons: 2
Coding region: 358-1734 (458 amino acids)
Cellular component (GO): nucleus
Molecular function (GO): RNA polymerase II CTD heptapeptide repeat phosphatase activity
Source: RefSeq, a predicted model, not a curated record